Ictalurus furcatus (blue catfish) is the source of this 3348-nucleotide messenger RNA. RefSeq names its product probable G-protein coupled receptor 141 (gene gpr141). The coding region runs from base 1497 to 2417 and encodes 306 amino acids. The record is from RefSeq and is a predicted model, not a curated record. Gene Ontology annotation, cellular component: membrane. The transcript has 2 exons. NCBI's taxonomy places the organism in Eukaryota, Metazoa, Chordata, Actinopteri, Siluriformes, Ictaluridae. Gene Ontology annotation, molecular function: oxysterol binding; G protein-coupled receptor activity. Gene Ontology annotation, biological process: G protein-coupled receptor signaling pathway.
AGCAGCAGAAUGAAUUCAGAAGCUUACAGGAAAAUUUUGUCACCAAUUUACAGAGAAAUGCAUCCAAUCUAAUUGGAAGGAACUUUAUCAUGCAGCAAGACAUUGUCCCAAAACACACUGUCAACUCAACAAAGGACUUCAUCAGGGGGGAAAAGUGGAAGGUUUUAGACUGGCCAAGCCAAUCACCAGAUCUUAACCCAGUUGAGCAGUUGAGCAGCAUUUCACCCGCCCCCCGAAACAAACAGCAACUGACAAAAGCUGCAGUACAAGCCUGGAAAGCAUCCCAGGGAGCAAGGAUGCAAGCAAGGGAUUUGCAGCCAAAUAUGAAUUCUUAUUUACUUUAAAUUACUUCAAGACUUAUCUGUUCUGUUACUUUUGCGCACCUAAAAAUUGGGUCACCGUUAUCCAGAGUGACUUACAUUUAUCUCAUUCAUACAUCUGGGCAAUUGAGGGUAAAGGGCCUUGCUCAAGGGCCCAGCAAUGACCUUCUCAUGACCUUCUGAGCAGUAGACAAACACCUUCACCUCUGAGCUACCACUACCCACUGCGUUUAACACCUCUAGAUGUGAAUAUCAUGAAAUGAAAGCUGAAAUUCUGUUCUAUCGUCUCAUAUUUGGGUCCCUUUUGAUCUCAGACCCAAAUGUAUUCCAAAAACGAAAGGAAUGGCUUUGCCGUUCCAAUACUUUUGGAGGGGAUUGUAUGUAUAAUAAUGCAAAAUCCUUUUAGAUGAUGCGAGUCUUCUAAGAUGAUUUUUAACUUUGAUGCAUUUACUGAUCCGGAAUGGUUCAGAUGAUCUGCGGAGUAACAGCAUAACUGCUUAUCCAGCUGGUUGCUUCCGGUUCAUAUUUACAGUCUCUAUUUUUAACUUUGCUUCGUGUAACAUAGCUCAAGCGUCUCAGAAAAUUGCCUCAUGCGUUUUAGGAUCAAAUAGGAUCAACUUUUAAUCUUCUAACAGUGCUAAUCAACAUUGCGGGAUUUUCACAACCCCUGGGAUGCAGAGGUGUUUUUUGGGUUUUUUUUGGUAGGGGUCUGUAUGUAUGUAUGUGUGUGUGUGCGUGUGUGUGUGUGUGUGUGUGAGUGUGUGUGACUUAAUUUGAAUUUCAUUAUUAUCUCAGACCAUGCCACUACUUCCUUCCUCUGUCUGUGGCUACUCAAGGGAGACUUAAGAAUUUUCCAACUACACACAGAUUCUUUUAAGCAUCUUCUGCUUUAAUCAAAAUAAACCAGCUGGAGAUGUUGACAUUUGUAACAUAAAGGUAUAGCACAAAGCGAAAUAGAAAGAAGCUGAGUGAAACUAGCAUGCUCAGUUUGAGGAAACUGCUUAGAGGUGUUACGUGCAAUUAGUGUGAAUGACAAGCAGCUAGUGUUGCAAGGCCCUCCCACCUCUCUCUCUUUUUUUUUUUUCUGUCUCACACAAAUGCACACACUCACACACAGACCACACACAUGCCUGCAGCUCAGUUUAGAGAAACAGUGCAGUUCCUAUCUAAGUGAAGAUGGGGGGACUGAGACACCAGCACUAUGCUCUACUUCCUCUAGCACUGUCUAUACAAUCCAGCUUCUGCUCUAAUGGAACCACAAAUCAAACUAUGACGAUGGCCCACAAAAUCGCCCUGAUCAACAUCUACACCCUGGUGCUCGUGGUGGGAAGUAUCGGCGUGAUCCUAAUGAUCGGUGUGCUAAAAUCAAACAUGCGCUCAUGGACCACCGUCGCCUUUUUCAACCUGGUCUUGGUCCACUGCUUCUUCUUGGUCACCAUCCCUUUCCGCAUCUACUACUAUGUGACGAACUACUGGGACCUGACUCCUUUUUUCUGUAAAGUGGUCAGCAGCAUGAUCCACAUUCACAUGCAUGUGGUCUUUGUCAUCUACGUCAUCAUCCUCACCAUUCAUUUCUUUCAUUACUUUAAAAAAAUUGAGCAAAUGGAGUUCUAUCGGAGUAUCCAUGCCAUGGCGUUCAGCGUCAGCAUAUGGUCCGUCGUGAUCAUUGUCGGUCCUGUGACCUUAUAUCAUUAUGGGAAGCACAUGAAUGGCAACGAGAACAAAUGCUUCCACUUUGGUGGAGAGCUCAAAGAAGGACCAGUGUUAGGGUGUAACAUUUUUUUGUCGGUUUGUACAGUCAUUUUGUCGUGCGUCAUGAGCUGUAUGCUCGCACUCAUUCUCUACUUGAUGAUCAAAAAGCAUGGUGCGUCUUCAUGGGCUCAGCAGGAGUUCUGGGCUCAGAUGAAGAACGUCAGCCUCGUGCUCAUCAUCCUCUGCUGCCUGGUGCCAUAUCACCUGUAUCGGCUGUACUAUAUGACCAAUAUUUCUGCGCUACAGAAUGAAAACGAGGUGUUUCUUGCCAUCACGUCCCUUACCUGCUUCGACAUGAUGCUUGUUUUUGCAGGGAAGGGAAUAUGCCAUAGGUGCUGGGGUUGACUGCAGAAAACGCUGCUCUCUCUGGAACCUACUGUCUAACCAUUGCAGGAAAGGAGGAAGAGAACAACGGUUGUGCUUUACUGAUCGAGAUCAAACUGAGCGUUGUUGAUAUAAAGUGGUUACAGCUGUUAUGUCCCUGACUGUUACCUUAUGAGUGCUGUGUGGAGAGACAAAAACAACUUCUCAAAAUCUCUGCCGAAAGAUCCCUUUACAUUUUUGAUUCGCUUAACCUCAGGUAUUUCAAUAAUAAUAAUAAUAUUAAUAAUAAUAAUAAUUAAAGGCAGCUAGCUUGCAUAAGAUGAACUGCUAGUUUUCUUGGUAAGGUCCUUUAAAGGUGAAGUUUAAUAUUUAUAAAUUUCCUACUAAUCCAAAUUAACUAUAUAAAUAUGUAGAAAUGAUUUUUAAAAAAACCUGUUGUGUAUUAUCGGUUAUCGGGCUGAGAAACCAUCAGUGUUUUCAUCAGGAUGCUUGUCUGUAUGUACGUGUAUCUCCUGUCUGUCUUUUUACAGACACGCCCCAACUCCUCUUCACCUCAGUCUGUUCAGUCUGUUAAUGUAUCUUAAGAGCAAUGGUUCUGAAUUCACCUCCCCCCCCCCCUUAAGAAUAUUGUUACCAUGGUGGAAAUCACAACCUACUGUCAUCAAAUAUAUCAUAUUUAUUAUAGUGUUCAGUUGUCUCUUGUAUAUUUGAAUAAAUAGCCUAAUAUUUAAAUUGUUUGGAUCGUGUUUCAUUUAUUUUACAGUUAAAGGGGUCUCUAGAUGAAAAAAGGUUUGAGUACACAUGCUUUAAAAAAAAAAAAAAGCAAGGAAAGGAGAACUUAAAGGAAGGAGAAGGCUACGUGGUGUAAAUUGAGGAUUUGGUGCCUUCUGCUGUCUAACACAGAGAAAUGCAAAUACAAUAACUGCAAAAAAAAAAAAAAAAAGCAAAUAGA